AUGUCUGCUGUCGCUCCCAUCGUUCUCAUCCUCGGUGCUGGGCCCAACAUUGGCCAGAAUGUAGCUCGGGCCUUUGUUGCGAAGGGCUACAAGGCCGCUCUUGUCUCGAGAAAGCUAAAGGAAGCAGACAGCACUCCUGAUCAACUCAACAUCGCCAGUGACUUGUCGGAUCCAAACGCCGUCAUCAGUGCCUUUUCGAAGGUCAAGACAGAGCUGGGUGAUCACCCGAGCGUUGUCGUCCACAAUGUCGCCGCCGUGACGCCAAACCCUCCCAAUGACCCGCUCGCGCUUGGGCUGGCCGACUUCACUCGGGAUCUCAACAUCAACACGACCAGCGCCUUCGUCGCGGCGCAGCAGGCUGCCAUUGGCUUCGCGAAGCUCCCCAGCUCCGCAUCCAAGACCUUCAUCUACACCGGCAACAUCCUGAACACCACUGUGAUGGGCCCGCUCCUCGAUUUGGGCGUCGGCAAGUCGGCGACAGCGCACAUUAUCCAGUCAGCCGCGGCGGCAUACAAGGACCGAGGAUACAAGUUCUAUUAUGCGGACGAGCGCAAGCCUGAUGGGUCGGCUGCGUUUUCUGUGGAUGGAGAAGCCCACGGGAAGUUCUAUGUGGAGCUUGCCGAGGGAGAGUCGCAGGGGCCGUGGCAGCAGGCAUUUGUCAAGGGUGUGGGCUACAAGGACUUUUCCUCUGCUUAG
Molecule: messenger RNA, 696 nt
Organism: Ilyonectria robusta
Lineage: Eukaryota; Fungi; Ascomycota; Sordariomycetes; Hypocreales; Nectriaceae
Exons: 3
Coding region: 1-696 (231 amino acids)
Source: RefSeq, a predicted model, not a curated record